AUGGUGAACCUGUACCCCGUUCGUGAGAUCGAUUACAACUGCCGCGCGCCCGUCUGGGUGUUCAAGGAUGCACGGAAGAACAUCUUCCUGUCUCCCCAGAAGGAGCUGAGCAAGAACAUGAUCAUCCGUUACAAGACCGGUCGAAGGGCCGAGCGUGCUGUUCUCAAGAGCCUCUUAAGGUCCAUACGGGCCGCAAAGCGCAUCUAUACCGACGCCCACGCCCUCAGCAUCUUCUCCACCAUCUUUUGUUGCCGUGGUGAGCGCCUCUGGAUCAUCGGUGCUACCAGGACCGCUCCCAUCAACUUGCGCGUCGUCAGUCUCGACACCCAGCGGUCCUUCCGUAUCCUGAUGAGUGCAGUCUGCUUCGUGCCCCAGCUCAAGAUCGUCGACGAGUCUGGAACGGCGCAUUACAUCACCCCUGUUGCCGAGAACUGGUUCGCCCAGUGGCCUGUGGGGCGACCCGACCUCGUGGUGCGCAGAGAUGGCCCCUUGCCGGAUGAACCCACCCUCACAGCUGCCGUUCGCAAGCAAUCCUUCCGGAAUGAGUGGGCUCUCUAUAAAGGCUUUAACACUGGGGGUCAGCUGUGUGCCAGCGCCCAGGAAUGGGAGAACAAGAUGGAGGAGGACGGUUUAAAGUAUCUGCAAGAGUUUGCUGACACGCCGGAUAUGGGAGAGGAGUUGAUCGCCCCCAUCGAGCUUCCCAUGCGCCCUGCGCCCUGA
This is a messenger RNA of Clonostachys solani, 720 nucleotides long. NCBI's taxonomy places the organism in Eukaryota, Fungi, Ascomycota, Sordariomycetes, Hypocreales, Bionectriaceae. The record is from the annotation of a GenBank genome assembly.